AUGAAAUCGCUCCGCGACCAUACACAUAAGGAUGUAGAAAGGUGUUGGUCCAACGUGCAAGAAAAGACUUUGAAUGAGGUCAAGAGCCUCAUCACGUCUACCCCCAUGCUCUCAUACUACAAGCCCGAUGAGCUGUUAGAAGUGCAGUGUGACAGUAGUCAAGCUGGUCUGGGCGCGGCCUUUAUGCAAGGUGGGCACCCCUUAGCCUAUGCAAGCAGAGCGUUAACAGAAACAGAUACCCGUUAUGCACAGAUUGAAAACGAAGCGCUUGCGAUUGUUUUCGCCAUGGAGAAGUUUAACGACUACACAUUUGGCAGAAAGACAGUGGUUCUCAGUGAACACAAGCCACUGGAAUCAAUUCUUAAGAACCCUUUGCAUCGUGCCCCCCAAGCGUUUGCAAGGCAUGAUAAUUUGCCUGCGGAAAUAUUAGCUGGAGGUGAAAUAUCAAAAGGGAGACACGAUGUUCUUGGCAGACACCCUCUCAAGAGCGUUUCUCCCAGCCGGUCAGCAAGACGACUCUGA
Messenger RNA from Stylophora pistillata, 522 nucleotides. Its product is annotated as retrovirus-related Pol polyprotein from transposon 17.6. Lineage: Eukaryota; Metazoa; Cnidaria; Anthozoa; Scleractinia; Pocilloporidae. The record is from RefSeq and is a predicted model, not a curated record.